AUGGCGGACUCACGCCCCGCUUCGCGCUUACUGCACCACCGCAUCAGCAUCGCCAGGGCCGUACCCAGGACCAACGCCAUGAACCUUCUGGCGUUCUACCAACUUCCGGAAUCCCGGUGGGCCACGAGGAAGUUGGCAGAACCCCAGAAGCUAGAAUCGGAUUUGGAGUCCGCCUACAAGUCGAAGAUGGCAGUAUGGGGCAUUAUCUUCAUGUCCUCGGCCCUGGGCAUGGUCCUGGGCAUGGCGAUGCUGGUACGGUGGUGCAGUAGGCGUCACACCGACCGUGAGUCCGCCAUGGUUCACGCUCUCGAGACCUCGAGAGGAUGA
Messenger RNA from Ectocarpus siliculosus, 327 nucleotides. The record is from the annotation of a GenBank genome assembly. Lineage: Eukaryota; Phaeophyceae; Ectocarpales; Ectocarpaceae.